Cyclopterus lumpus (lumpfish) is the source of this 2972-nucleotide messenger RNA. Its product is annotated as zinc finger protein 2-like. Bases 20 to 2152 code for a protein of 710 amino acids. The transcript has 3 exons. Gene Ontology annotation, molecular function: DNA-binding transcription factor activity, RNA polymerase II-specific; RNA polymerase II cis-regulatory region sequence-specific DNA binding. NCBI's taxonomy places the organism in Eukaryota, Metazoa, Chordata, Actinopteri, Perciformes, Cyclopteridae. Gene Ontology annotation, biological process: regulation of transcription by RNA polymerase II. Gene Ontology annotation, cellular component: nucleus; PcG protein complex; transcription regulator complex. The record is from RefSeq and is a predicted model, not a curated record.
CACGACAGACGGGACGCACAUGUACCGCGCAUGCGCUGCUCGCCGCUCUCCUCCUGUGUUGGUCGCCAUGUCUCGAGGAGAAACGCUGAGACUGUUGGUGAAGCAGCGAGUCCACGCGGUCGUUGAAGAGGCUUUUGGGCUGUUGGACACAUUAACAGCAGCUUAUGAGGACUCCGUUUGUGCUCUAAGAGAACAGGAGCGACUCACAUCAGAUGUCCAGCAGCUGUUGGCGAUUAAAGCAGAUUUCCCCCCUGAGUGCCUGGACCUGAACCAGGUCAACACGAAAGAGGACCCGGAGCCCCUCUACGUGAAAGAGGAUCCGGAGCCCCUCUACGUGAAAGAGGAUCCGGAGCCCCUCUACGUGAAAGAGGAUCCGGAGCCCCUCUACGUGAAAGAGGAUCCGGAGCCCCUCUACGUGAAAGAGGAUCCGGAGCCCCUCUACGUGAAAGAGGAGCCGGAGCCCCUCUACGUGAAAGAGGAGCCGGAGCCCCUCUACGUAAAAGAGGAGCCGGAGCCCCUCCAGAUGAAAGAGGAGCCGGAGCCCCUCUACGUGAAAGAGGAGCCGGAGCCCCUCUACGUGAAAGAGGAUCCGGAGCCCCUCCAGAUGAAAGAGGAUCCGGAGCCCCUCUACGUGAAAGAGGAGCCGGAGCCCCUCUACGUGAAAGAGGAGCCGGAGCCCCUCUACGUAAAAGAGGAGCCGGAGCCCCUCCAGAUGAAAGAGGAUCCGGAGCCCCUCUACGUGAAAGAGGAGCCGGAGCCCCUCUACGUGAAAGAGGAGCCGGAGCCCCUCCAGAUGAAAGAGGAGCAGGAGGUCCUCUACAUAAAAGAGGAGCCGGAGCCCCUCUACAUAAAAGAGGAGCCGGAGCCCCUCUACAUAAAAGAGGAGCAGGAGCUCCUCUACAUAAAAGAGGAAAAGGAGCCCCUCUACAUGAAAGAGGAACCGGAGCCCCUCCAGAUGAAAGAGGAGCAGGAGCCCCUCUACAUGAAAGAGGAGCAGGAGCCCCUCCAGAUGAAAGAGGAGCAGGAGCAUCUCUGGACCGGUCUAGAGGGAGAGCAGCUUACGGUGCUGCAGGAGGCCGAUCUCACCAAGAUCUCAUUCACUGUUGUUACUGUGAAGAGUGAAGAUGACAAACCUCAGACCUCACGGCUUCAUCAAAGCCAGACGGAGGACAACAGAGAGGCGGAGCCUCCAGCCGGCAGCUCAGCUACACCGAUAACAACAGAAACUGAUGGAGAGGACUGUGGAGGUUCAGGACCAGUCAGGAACCUAAAUCCACAUCGUCAUUCACAUCCAAAUGCUGAUGAUGAAAAGGCUUCAGAAUCUUCUGAAACUGAAGUCAUUGAUGGUGAUUGGCAAGAACCGUUGUCAGAUUCUGGACCUGAAAGUGGAGACGGGGACAAUUGUAGAAAAAUGUCAACAACCUCUUUCGUUAGAAAGAAAUGUUUUAAAGUGAAGCAAAAGAAAGAAUCACGAGGAGAGAAACCAUUUGGAUGUGAUGUUUGUGGGAAAUGUUUUAAAAGCAAGAUAAGUCUGAAGAUACACAUAAGAGUCCACACAGGAGAGAAACCAUUUGGUUGUGAUGUGUGUGGGAAUAGAUUCACAGUAGAGGGAAAUCUGAAGAUACACAUGAGAAUCCACACAGGAGAGAAACCAUUUGCUUGUAAACUUUGUGGAAUCAGAUUUUCAAGACCUGGAAGUCUGAAGAGCCACACAAGAGUCCACACGGAUGACAGGCCAUUCAGUUGUGAUGUUUGUGGCAACAGAUUUACACUACAGGGGAGUUUGAAGAAACACAUGAGAGUCCACACAGGAGAGAAACCAUUCAGUUGUGAUGUUUGCGGCAACAAAUUUAAAGAACAGGGACGUCUGAAGAUACACUUGAGAGUCCACACAGGAGAGAAACCAUUCAGUUGUGAUGUUUGUGGCAACAGAUUUAUAGAACAGGGGAGUUUGAGGAAACACAUGAGAGUCCACACAGAAGAGAAACCCUUCAGUUGUGAUGUUUGUGGCAACAGAUUUAAAGAACAUGGAAAUCUGAAGAAACAUAUGAGGGUCCACACAGGAGAGAAACCAUUCAGUUGUGAUGUUUGUGGCAACAGAUUUAUGGACAGGAGAAAUCUGAAGAAACACACAAGAGUCCACACAGAGUAGAAUUUGUUUAUUUCAUUUGUGAAAGAUUGAUAAUGAAGUUUGUGUUGUCUUUCUCUUCUGUUUAUUAAAAAAAAUAUGUAAAAUGUUCCCUAUUUAAUUAGUUUGUCAAUGAGAUGGAAGGCAAAGUGUUUUCUGAACAUCUAAAAACAAUGACAACAUACUGUGUGAUGAAAGAAACUAAAAGCUCUGUACAAAUACAUCUGUAUUUAAAAUGCAUGUUUCAUUGUAAUGCUUUUAAAUCUACAUGCAAUUAACUCAUACAAGUCUACUUUGUGCUACUGAAACUUUGGUGACACUUUUUUAAAGCACACCAGUGUACUUUUCGUCCACAAGGUGGCGCAGUGAGACGAUGAGAACAUUGUGUCGUCUCUACUGGACUUUCAGAGCCUUUUAAAAACAAAACUAAGUGAACCCGUAGUUUGGUUGUUGUUGUUGUUGUUGUUGGCGCUGAUGGUCCAAAGCUCCUCCAGAUUUGUUGUUGUCUGGAAACCAAAGGCAAACUGCAAGUCGGGAGCAUUUAGUGUCCAACGUUUAGUUUGUGUGCUGUGGAGUCGAUACGUAUCCAGACAAAGUGAUCCAGUCAACUGAAGUGUUGCAUCGUGUUUUCACAAAGUGCAAACAGGGAGAACUUCAGAGUGCAAUUUUAGAUUUAGACCUUUUUAAAUUCUGUAUAGACUAAACUGAUCUCAGCUGGUUUGUUUUCUUGGUUGGUCCCAUAACUUAGUAUGAUUUCCCAGAAAUUAACUGAAGUGUAACUGUAAACUCUUAUAUUUGUGAAAAUGACUUUCAAUUAAUUAAAUGAAUUUAAUUACUGGUCAAA